UGGUUGGUGACAGCAUGAACCAAAGAAACAAAACAACACGUUCUCGUAACACAGACAUAGUCAAAGACUCAACUCAACCGGGACCAAACAGGACAAAAUGCGUUCGAUCUAAACUCUGAAUCCAGAGCAUCCCAUUUCCAUUCCCCAAUCAUUUUCUCACCGUUUCUUCCAUUCUACACUGUUGAAUCAUUAUGAUUAUGAUGUGAUUACUCUCUCUUCCAUUUCAUUCUCAUUACCACUGUUCUAUGAACCCACUUUUUUUGAAGUCAACGGUCUUCGUAUUUUCCUAACCAACUCAAUUGAGCAAAAGCUUAUCCAUUUCCUGCCAAACUCUCCAAUGGGUCGGAGGAACAUCGAACCGAACUCCAUUCUCUCGCACCGUUUGAUCCUCCCCUUGGUGUGUUUCGCUUCGUGCGGUUUGGUCUACGCGCUCCUCUCUGCGGUGCUCGCGAACAGCAGAGGCAGAGUUUCGGAGUUUGGGAGGUUCGUUGAAGACGGUGCGGCGGCGGAGAACGAUGGAGGGUGCUGCAGGGGGAUUCAGAAUUUGGAGCUUUGGGGUGCAGCUGUGAAGUGGGGUUCUGAGUUUAAAUUCAACGAUUCCCAAGGAUGCUGCAACGCGUGCAAAGCCAUGUGUUCUGGGAAAGAUGGGCCUUGCCUUUGUGAUACUUGGGUCUUUUGUGGGGAUCGUAAGCUCUGUGGAUCCAAGUUUGGUGAGUGUUGGUUGAAGAAACAAAAGGACAGCUUAGCACCUGAAAGGCAAGAAGGAGCACCUCCAGGGGAAGUGGUUGGUUGGACUUCAGGUCUUAUCUUUGGGAAAGGAGAGGGUAUUAUUGGACUGGAAACUGAAUAUGGAACUCUUCAUAUUAAACUUUUACCUGAUUGUGCCCCACACUCCGUUGCCUACAUUCUAGAAUUGUUGGCUUUGCACCAUUGUGCUGGCUGCCAAUUUUACCGCGCAGAGAGCCGAGGUCAAUCAUGGGAUUCAGAAGGAAACCAUAUAGAAAAUGCUGCUUUUGGUCCCCCUUAUGCAUUAAUUCAAGGGACACUGGAAGCCCAAGGCACAACAUUCAAUAAACUUCCAGUGGAAGAUUGUCCAAUCCUUCGAAGGGGUUCAGUUGCUUGGAUUGGUUCUGGCCCUGAAUUCUUCAUUAGCCUAGCUGACCAUUCAGAGUGGAAACAUGAAUACACUGUAUUUGGUUCUGUUCUUCCAGAAGACAUGCAUAUUGCUGAGAAAAUCACUACACUCCCCACAAUAGCCGAUGUUUGGAACCAUGUUAACGUGACCGUUUUGGAAAAACCUGUUCCCUUGUUGCUCCGAAGAAUCCAGAAAAGCCACGUAGAUGAAAUAUGAAACAAACUGUGUAUCCAUAUAGAUUGCAAUUCUUUUGGUUCCAAAGCUGUAACUUUCACAUUUUUCUUUUUGGAUAAAGCUUUUUCUUCUUUUUAUCUUAUUUUUGUUACUA
Cajanus cajan (pigeon pea) is the source of this 1463-nucleotide messenger RNA. RefSeq lists its product as uncharacterized. Gene Ontology annotation, biological process: protein peptidyl-prolyl isomerization. NCBI's taxonomy places the organism in Eukaryota, Viridiplantae, Streptophyta, Magnoliopsida, Fabales, Fabaceae. The record is from RefSeq and is a predicted model, not a curated record. Gene Ontology annotation, molecular function: peptidyl-prolyl cis-trans isomerase activity.